Molecule: messenger RNA, 4155 nt
Organism: Zea mays
Lineage: Eukaryota; Viridiplantae; Streptophyta; Magnoliopsida; Poales; Poaceae
Exons: 5
Coding region: 413-3931 (1172 amino acids)
Source: RefSeq, a predicted model, not a curated record
UGGCAUACAACGAAAAGGAGUCAGUUUGAUCUGGGUCGGGCGGGGUCCGUCCGGCGAGCGCGGUCGCACGCCUUCGUCUGUGUAGUGGUUCGGCCCGGCGCGUGCGCGUCACGUCGAAUGUGUAGGUGGCAAACCCCUGUAGCGCGACGCGGUCUUUCUUUUGAAGCCAGAGCCUCCCCAGGCACCCAGUCGCUACUCUAUCUCUCUUCUUUCUCCUCUCGUCUCCACUCUCCACUGCCCGCUCGAUACGGGCGGGCACGACUGGUGCCAAGUUGUUUUCUUCGCCCUCCCCCCUUCCGCGGCGCGUUGUAGAAAGCGAGCGGGGGGUAGUAGGAUCCAUCGGUAGGUCGUCCCAUCCCGUCGCACCGCCCGCUACAUACGCCGCGGCGGGUACCUUGCUUCCGUUCAUGGCAUGUUUGUCUCGGACGGUGGGUUAGCCAUGGACGCCGGAGGCCGUGCGGGCGUGAGCGGCCCCGCCGCGGCGAACGGCUCGUUCGGACUCGUCCGCACCGUGGUGGGGUACUCCACCUCGCCCCUCUUCUUCUGGCUCCUCACCGUCGCGCUCGUCGCCGCCAUCCACAUCGUCUCCGGCUCGUCCUCCAAGCCUGCCAGGAACAAUGAGACGGAGGAGAGGAAGAAGGCGCGCCGCGAUAGGUUCCUCCCGGCCGCCGAGGAACGGGAGGCGUCGGGCAGGGGAGAUGACCGGGUUCUGGAGAUGAUGCGCAGUUUCAGCUUCAUGCAGGCGACCGAGGAGGAUUUCAUGGAGGGCAUGACCGCAUACGAGCACAACGGCGUUGGCGACGGCACAGCGCACGGGCCUGUCGCGCCGGAGCCGCCUGCGCUGACGGCGACUAGCCUCAGCUUCAGGUUUCAGCACCAGAUGCCCGAAGUUCCAACGGAGACGGCGCUGGUUUCGAGAGAAUUCACUGCGGCAAGACAAGAGACGGCGGUAGUUUCGAGAGAACUGACAGCAGCGAGAGACGAUGAUGGACGACAACGAGAGGAAGAGAAGGAACCACACUUUCCUUUGGAACCAUUCGCUCCGUUGCAGACGGCGGCAGACAUGCAAGAACACCGGCACGACGAAGCAGAGGAAACAGAGUUCCUGGCGGAGGAGCCGGCAGAAGAGCGGAGCGGAGAGGUUGCGCAGGAGGAGGCAGCGCCACCCAAGACCGUCGCGGCCACGCACAACUAUCAGUUCCUGACUGAGCGCGACUUCCGGGGGUUCGUCAGGGAGCCGGAGGCCGUGACGGUGCGCGUCCAGGAAUCUUUCGUGCCGUCGCCGCCUCCGGCGCACCAGCCCGAGGAGCGACGGGUGGUCGACGUCUCCUCCCGCAGCGGCCGGUUCCUCACGGCGAGGGACUUCCGGCCGGCGAACGAGCCCGACGUGUGCGAGAGCGUGGCGUCGUCCGGGAAGUGGACGCCGCCGCCUCCGAGGCCGAGGCCGAAGCCGAAGCCGAAGCCUGCGAGCUCCCCGUCCGCUGCUUCCAUGGGCGGCGGCGGCGGCUUCACGUCGGAGUUCUCCGGUUUCGGCGACUCGGACUCCGAGUCCAGCGCCAGCGACGGCUACUCGGUGAAGGAUCUCGUCGUCGACUCCGACAGCGAUUGGUUCCUCUCAGAGAAGGAGUUCCCGGCGUCUGCACUUGGCUCCGGCAACCUCAAAACUUACAAGGCCAAGGUGCUCAGGGCGAUCGAAGCCAUGGAGGCGGCGUCCAACCUGGAGCCGUCUUACCAGGAGGACUCAGCGACGACAGUGUCGCCGAGCUCGGUCCGGCAGCGCUCACCGGACACCGUUCCCGAUGGUUCUCCCAAGUUCCCUGAGGACGUGUGGUCUCGCAGCCCUUCGCCGGACGUCGAGUACAAAGAGGACGAGGAGGAGGUAACGAGAGAAGCUGAAGCACAGUAUGAUGAGGACAUCGAACAGCGAAGCACGGGGGAAGAGGAGGAGGGCAAGGGCAUCGACAUGAGCGAUGACGAGCACUCGUCGGGCGGCAAGGAGGUAGAAUCCGCACCAAUCUAUGAUCUGGCUCCUGUUGCUGACGACUGUAUGGAUCAUUCAGAGAAGGGGAUCAUCACUCUAAAUGAUCAUUCAGGAGGUCAAGCUGCUUCUGAUGCUCAAAGAAGUCCAGAGGCAGUCUCUGCCAGACAAUUAGCUGCCGUACCAUCAGAUCAAGUUGCUGGCCCAGUCAAGAGAAGUCCGGAGCCACCGGAGCAGGAAUUUGUUGGUAUGGUUGAUCAUUCACUCGAGCACAGUUCUUACGACCGGAAACAAACUGCCAGCGAAAGCGAUCAGUCAUAUGAAAUAGUAUUUGAUGACAAAAGAAGGCCGCAGCGUGCAGAGACAGGAUUUCUUGGUACGAGCAGCCCCUCACAUGAACUCGUUUCUGAAGUUUGGGAAGAGAUCGUCACCAGAAACGAUCAACCGCCCCUAGGGCCCCAUGCUGAUGAGCAAGGCCUGGAUACAGCAGAGGAAGAGUAUGUGGGCACAGGUGAUCAGCCACAUGGUGCAGUUUCUGAUGAGAAGAGCGGUGCAGAGACUCCGGAGCAAGAAUUCAGCCUUACCGACCACCGAAACGUAGCAGUUCCUGACGCCAGGAACAUCUCGGAGACCAGAGAAGAUGAGGAACAAGCCAGUGCAGAUGAUCAUUCGGACAAUGCAGUCACCGGGAAGGCAAAGGUAUAUGACGAAGACGGGGAGGACCGGGAAGCGAGGUGGAAGGAUCUGACAGACGAGGAGGAGGACGAGCUGGAGUCGCUGUGGGAGCACCAGGAUCUGGUAGAGCAGCUGAAGCUCGAGCUGAAAAAGGUUCGGUCGUCGGUCGGGCUGCCCACGAUCCUCGAGGAGUCGGACACACCAAAGGCUCCGGUGGAGGACCUCAAGCCAUGGAGUAUGGAUGCUAAGUUCCUUCGCGAGGACCCCAUGGACGAGCUGAACAAGUUCUACAAGAGCUACAGGGAGAGGAUGAGGAAGUUGGACAUUUUGUGCUACCAGAAGAUGUACGCAAUAGAUUUCCUACAGCUCAGAGGGUCCCAGCAGUCCAACAACAACAACAACAACUCUGUAAAGUCCUUGUCGCCUACGGUGGCGUCCAUCCUGUCGCAUAACUUCCGGUCAUCGCGCCGGAGAUCUCCCGAGGACCCGUCGGAACGGUUCCUCAGGGAGCUCCGCUACGACCUGGAGACGGUGUACGUCGGGCAGAUGUGCCUGUCGUGGGAGUUCCUCCGGUGGCAGUACGAGCAGGCGCGCGACCUCCCGGAGUCCGACUCCUACCACAGCCACCAGUACAACCAGGUGGCCGGCGAGUUCCAGCAGUUCCAGGUCGUGGUGCAGAGGUUCGUGGAGGACGAGUCGUUCAAAGGCCCUAGGCUGUCGAACUACAUCAACAACCGGUGCGUCCUCCGCAACCUGCUGCAGGUGCCCGUGAUCAAAGAGGACAGCCUGAAGGACAGGAUGGAGGACCAGCGCAAGGGGAACUACGUGAUAACCAGCGAGGAGCUGGAGGACGUCAUGGAAGAGGCGAUGCACGUCCUGUGGGAGUUCAUCAAGGCCGACAGGGCCGAGACGACGACGACGGCGGCGGCGGCAUCGGUGCUCAAGGGCCUGUCGAGCAGCAACGUCGAGCUCCAGGACCCUCUGGAUCAUGGCCUCAUGGCGCACAUCCAUUCCGCGUUACAGAAGAAAGAGAAGAGGCUCAAGGACCUGCUCAGGACGGGCAACUGCAUCGCGAAGAAGUUUAAGAAGCCCAAGGAGGACAGGUCCAACCAGAACCUCUUCUUCUCGCAGGUGGACAUGAAGCUGGUGGCGCGGGUGCUGAGGAUGCCCAGGAUCACCAGCGAGCAGCUGCAGUGGUGCAGGGCCAAGCUCGACAAGAUCGUACUGGUAGAUAGGAAGAUCCACAGGGAGGCUUCAUUUUUGUUGUUUCCCUGCUGAGAGAGAGAGAGAGAGAGUACAGCAUAUAUGUUUUCUUCUUUUUCUCUUGUUCCCUUUUGCUCGAUGAAACCAGUCCACGAGUAUAGGGUUUCUUUAGCCUUUUGGCAAUCCAGUCUUUUACGCAUGUCUGUCCAUAGUUACCCUGAAAUUACAUCCACCGCAAUGUACAUGCAUACUCCAUUGCCUCUUCAGUAGAAUGAACCGUCUUCUUUUCUGUCGCUGAA